AUUUUGCCAUUCAUCCUCCACCUCUCGCCGCCAAGCAGCUUCAACAACAGCAGAAGGGCAGACGUGAGAACGAUAUAUACAUAUAUCCAACAUGCAGAGGAAGUCGAGCGGCGGCGGCGGCGGCGGCAGCGGCAUGUGCGACCUGCCGAUGGACUGCAUCGCGUGCAUUGCCUCGCUGACGUCGCCCGGCGACGCGUGCCGGCUGGCGGCGGCGGCCGCGGCGCUCCGGCCGGUGGCCGACUCGGAUGACGUGUGGGGGAGCUUCCUCCCGCCGGAGUGGGCCGGCGACGGCGACGCCCUGGACGGUAAGCCGGGGGGCCGCGAGGGGGAGAGCAAGAAGGAGAUGUUCCUCCGCCUCUGCGACUUGCCUGUCCUUCUCGACGGCGGCAAGCUGAGCUUUUCGUUGGAGAAGCGUAGUGGUGCCAAGAAAUACAUGAUGCGAGCAAGAGCUCUCGGUUUUGGAUGGAGCGGCUAUCCCUACGGAGGUCUCGUCUGGAUACAAAACCAUCCGGAUUCCAGGUUUUCUGAGGUGGCCAUCCUCUCCCACUUGUGUUGGUUGGACAUCUAUGGUAUCUUCAACACAAAGCAUCUCUCAAACGGUACAUCCUACGGAGCUUAUCUUGUGUACAAUGUCCAAUUCUUGCACACAGAAGAUCAAAAUGGAGGCUACAAAGAACAAGAUGCAACAGCAUCUGGGUCAUCAUCCACCUCCAGCAUUUGCAGUCAUGAAUGCAACCAUCUUAUGCCGCAGAAACAUCUGCGCUCACUGUUGUUCAACAUGGAUUAUGAUGGAUCAUCAUUUGUAAAAACCAACAAUAACCAGAAGAAAGAACUGAAAUAUGUAGGCAUUUGUGUAAGAAGUGAUGGAUGGAUGGAGCAGGAAAUUAGUACAGAGAUAUCAGUGGUAAAACAGAACAAUGAAGAGAAUGGAGACAUUUCUAUUGAGUUUAGGGGCUUAACCGGAUCGCACCAAUGCCAAAUUAUUGUAGAGGGGAUCGAAAUUAGGCCGAAGAACUAACGGUUCUCCAGUUCAUGGAUAAUCAUGUCAGCUUUCCUAGUUGGCGCAGACGCCAAAAAUCUUGGGUACUUUCUUAUAUAUCAUGAAAGGUUUAUAUUUGGGUAAUCUUUGGAAAUAAAACAGUUGAUGAUCUAAAAGUAGUGGAGUAUUCAUUUU
Oryza sativa Japonica Group (Japanese rice) is the source of this 1174-nucleotide messenger RNA. Its product is annotated as putative F-box protein PP2-B12. NCBI's taxonomy places the organism in Eukaryota, Viridiplantae, Streptophyta, Magnoliopsida, Poales, Poaceae. Gene Ontology annotation, molecular function: protein binding. The record is from RefSeq and is a predicted model, not a curated record.